AUGGAUUGCGUGAUGAAGAUGAUAGCUGACGGGCAGCAAGGACCGAUGAAUAAAAGUUUUGUUCAUCACGCUCAACAGCAAAACAGUGAGCAAUUGCAGACUCAAAUCGUUCAACAAUUACCUCUUGAUCAAGGUGCGAUUGGUCAAAGUUUUGCUCAUCAAGGACAAGAGCUUAACAGCCAUCAAUCUGAAACUGAAAUGGAUUGGGAAUCAAAUCUAGAUCAAGCAAGUGAAGUGAAAAAUAAGCCACAACCAAAGGCCACUCGAGGCCCAACUCUCAUGGGUGAUAUUUGGGCCAAAGUCCCUAAUGCAAAACCUAUUGUGAUUGAAUUUAACAAGAACUUCCAGCCCAUCGGCCCGUACAAGAAAAAGUUGACUGAGUUUCUGGGCACUUUAGCACGAAAUGACAAGUUUGUUCCAAUUAAUGUGUUUAAUUGGCGUCAUCUGCAUAAGGAUAGAAAAGAUGCAAUAAUAAGGAUGGUUAAGACUGAAAGAUUAGGACGAGCCCCCACACGUGUGGAGCUGUUCGCUUCAUGCUAUUGUGAUUCUGAGUGUAAUCCUUCAAAUCCUGAAGUUGGAGCUAAAGUUAUGGAAAUGAAAGAUAUUCAGUCAAAAUUACCUCCAGGAUCAGAAGAUCCACUUGGACCUAAUGAUACCUUUGCCAAAGUCAUGGGCAAAGAUCCUCCAGGUAGAGUUCGAAUGACGGGAUUAGGAGUGUGUCCUUCAGAUUUAUGGGUCAGCAAUCCAAGCCGAAAUGCAUGCUACCAAAUGGUUUUGGAGCAUCAGGAAUUGGUUCAACAACAACAAGCAACAAUUGCAAGAAUGGAAGAAAAGAUGGACAACACCUCGAGGUUACUUGCAAGAUUUGAAGAAAAGUUGCAACAUCAGCAAGUGUCAUCACUAGGAAACCAGUCCAACUCAACAAACUUGGGACAAAAUUUGAAGGCUGGGCGUGAGGUACUUCUGAAAAAUAUGGAGGGUAAGGUUGUUGCUCUAGGGUGGCUAAACAGCUUGGACCCAAAUCAAGUUGUUGGGGGAGCACAACUAGGAACUAGUUGCUAUGAAGUGCAUAUUUAUGUCGCCAUGGAGUCGGAAGAAGAGCUUAUGAGGCCUUAUACAAAUUUAAACACAAUCGGGGAUGCAGUUGGAACAUGCAUUGCAUGGUCACACAAAUUGGUGAUGCAUGUUGAAGAUUGA
Oldenlandia corymbosa var. corymbosa is the source of this 1197-nucleotide messenger RNA. Lineage: Eukaryota; Viridiplantae; Streptophyta; Magnoliopsida; Gentianales; Rubiaceae. The record is from the annotation of a GenBank genome assembly.